This is a messenger RNA of Bemisia tabaci, 2617 nucleotides long. RefSeq names its product RNA polymerase II-associated factor 1-like protein antimeros (gene atms). Gene Ontology annotation, molecular function: chromatin binding; RNA polymerase II complex binding. Lineage: Eukaryota; Metazoa; Arthropoda; Insecta; Hemiptera; Aleyrodidae. Gene Ontology annotation, cellular component: Cdc73/Paf1 complex. Gene Ontology annotation, biological process: transcription elongation by RNA polymerase II. The record is from RefSeq and is a predicted model, not a curated record.
AACCUCCAAACUGUCCGCGUAGCGGAAAGCGUCGCGUUGUGCCUAUUUAUUUUUGUUUUAUUGCUUUAUUUCUUCCAGAUUUGUGGCAGUUGAACUAAAUCGGCCAAUUCUGAAGUAUUUUUCAACUAAAGUGUCAUGGCACCGACCAUAAAAAAUGGUGCCACGCCUGAAAAAAGGCCAGUUAGACCUGCCGACAGAAGGUCGGACUUCAUCUGUAGAGUAAGAUAUAACAACACUUUACCAGACAUUCCAUUUGACACGAAAUUCAUCCAAUACCCUUUUAAUCCAAAUAGAUUCAUUGAGUACAAACAGACGUCCUUAGAAAAGAACUACAAAUAUGAAGUUUUAACAGAACAUGAUUUAGGAGUGAACAUUGACCUUAUCAACAAAGAUGCAUAUGCAAUAGAUUAUAAUGCAGUGCUGGAUCCAAAGGAUGAGAAACUGUUGGAAGAAGACAACUUCACCCCUCAGGAUUCCAAGAGGUCAAGACAUCAUGCAAGGAGCGUUUCUUGGUUACGUAGGACUGAGUACAUCUCAACCGAGCAAACCAGAUUCCAGCCCCAAACAAUGGAAAAAGUCGAAGCAAAAGUUGGAUUUAGUAUUAAGAAAACGUUCAAGGAUGAAGUACUGUACAUGGAUCGAGAUAGUCAAAUUAAGGCCAUCGAAAAAACCUUUGAAGAUGUGAAGAAACCUAUUACACACCAUCCUAGCAAGCCAAAUGUUACACCUGUUUCAAUCACUGAAGUCUUUCCAGAUUUCAAGAUGUGGAAGUAUCCAUUCGCACAAGUUUUAUUUGACUCUGACCCUGCUCGACCCGGUCGGUCAUCUGCAGAACAAGAGGAAGAAAUGUCGCAAGCCAUGAUUCGGGGUGUGAUGGAUGAGGAAGGUAACCAGUUUGUCGCUUACUUUUUACCGACUGAGGAGACUCUAGAAAAGAGGAAGAGAGACUUCGCAAACAAUGUUGACUAUGUUGAUGAUGAAGAAUAUGAGUACAAAAUUGCUCGGGAUUACAACUGGAAUGUCAAGAAUAAAGCUUCAAAGGGCUAUGAAGAGAAUUACUUGUUCGUUAUGCGAGAAGAUGGUGUAUUUUACGAUGAAUUAGAGACCAGAGUCCGACUCACUAAGAGACGUCAGCCAGGUCAAGCUCUCAGCUUUACAAGGUUAGUCCUCAAACAUAGACCAACUGACGCAGCCGAGUUUAAGAAUCACCGAAUGCGAGAGAAACAAUUGGAACCGCCCGGAGAAGAAGAGGAAGAAGAAGAUGAAGAAGAAGAGGAAGAAGAGGAGGAAGAGAAGGAAGGAGAAAAGAAUGAAGAAGGGGAAAAAGAUAAAGACAAGGACGCGAGCAAAGAUGAUAAGAGUGAUGAAGAGAAAGGAUCAGAUGAUGAUGAUGCUAAAUCAGUCACCUCUGCUAGGUCCAAUAGGUCAGAUAGAUCUGGAUCAAGAUCCAGAUCAAGAUCGAAGUCCAGAUCAAGAUCGAAGUCCAGAUCAAGAUCGAAGUCCAGAUCAAGAUCGAAGUCUAGAUCAAGAUCUAAGUCCAGAUCUAGGUCUAAGUCCAGAUCCCGGUCUGUAUCCAGAUCUAAAUCUAGAUCGAGAUCGAGGUCAAAAGGAUCAGAUGAUGAUGAUGCAAAAUCAGCCACUUCUGCCAGGUCUGGUAGGUCGGAUAGAUCUGGAUCUGCAAGAUCAAGAUCAAAGUCCAGGUCCAGAUCAAGGUCCAAGUCUAGGUCCAGAUCAAGAUCCAAGUCUAGGUCCAGAUCAAGAUCCAAGUCUAGGUCCAGGUCCAAGUCCAGGUCUAGAUCCAGGUCCAAGUCCAGGUCUAGAUCCAGGUCCAAGUCCAGAUCUAGAUCUAGGUCCAAGUCCAGAUCUAGAUCCAGGUCUAGAUCUAUUUCUAAGUCCAGAUCUAGAUCCAGGUCUAAGUCAGGAUCCCGGUCUGUAUCCAGAUCUAAAUCUAGAUCGAGAUCAAGAUCGAACAGUGAAUCAGAAAGCUCGGUAAAAUAAGUUGUCAAUCAAUCUAGUUCUGGGAUGGAAGAGAGAUACAUUUAAUUUAGCAAAUAGAUCAUGCAACGAAAUUUUUCAUAGACCAUGAAACACGUUUGUUAGUUUGUUUCCCAAGAGAAGAAUUAACGUGUUACAUACCUAAAUUCAUUUGUCACAUUUUAACCCUUUGCUCCCUUCCAUGCAAGUGAUGAAAAAUUCUCAGAAAUUAAAUUUUCAUUUUUGGAUUUGCUAACAAUUUCUGACCUUGUUAAACAGUAUUGUCAAUUAUGUCAAGUCAUUAAUCACUUUUGGAAACUUGUAAGUUCAUCAGAAAACUUUGGUUACAGUAGAAUUGAGCUUGUAGUACUAUGCAGAAUGGCAUGUGCUCUUUUCAAUACCUCUUUCUGAUGCAAUCUUUUUCUAUUGACUUCAUGGAUUUUUCUGACACAUUUUAAUCAUGACUUCUUAAAUACCAACCCAUUUAAGCACCUUGGACAGUGCGUUGUUUAGUUUUUUCAUGUAUUUUACUUAUACCAGAUGGAUUUGACCUCUUACUGGAUUCCUUUUUUGUAAAAUAUGUACAUUUUGCAGUGUAAAAAAACCUUACCCAUCAAUAAAAAGUAUUUUGACUUUUGUUGGA